Messenger RNA from Linderina pennispora, 547 nucleotides. RefSeq names its product HET-domain-containing protein. The annotation marks the transcript as partial. NCBI's taxonomy places the organism in Eukaryota, Fungi, Kickxellomycota, Kickxellomycetes, Kickxellales, Kickxellaceae. The transcript has a single exon. The record is from RefSeq and is a predicted model, not a curated record.
CGGAGGGCACUUCUAAACAUAUCAUGGGUGCAUUUGUUAUUAAUUCUGAAAAGAGUGUAGAGAUAAAGCUUGUGAAAAUAGAAUAUGACGCUGUUGAGGAUCUAUAUAAAGUUGAUAAUUAUUCACGGAUAGAAAGUAUGUCUAUAUUAAAAGCGAUGAGGAAGAGGUAUUAUGCUGUCUCAUAUACUUGGGGUGAUGUUACUCCAUGGACUAUGGAAUAUAUUAAUUGUAAUAAUGGAGAAGUCGUACCUCUAGACUCGGAGAUAGUAUCAUUCAAUUAUGAAUCUUACUGUAAAAUACAUCACAUUAUAUUAAAGUUGGGUCGCGAUAUGAGCAUUGAAGACAGGCCGAAGUAUUUCUGGAUCGAUGCUAUAUGCAUAAACCAGGACGAUAAAAGAGAAAAAAAGACAAUGAUAUCCACGAUGGAUAAAAUAUUUAAAGGUGCUGAUAAAAUAUUGGCUAUCCCUGAUCUUGGCACAGAUGAUUAUGAAAAUAUGGUUGACGACGAACUUUAUAAAAACUUGGAAUGUGAUCCUUCUAAUGAUGA